AUGGCCGCAGCGCUUGUGGCCCUUGUCUUGGAUGGUCUGCAGCCAACGCUUGCAUGGAGGCCCUCGCCGGCGGACUUUGCAAGUGCAGCCCUCGCGGCGCGAAACGACUUUCGCCUGCGAAAGUUCGAGAUGUCAGGCCAGUUUCCGGAGGACACGCACUUCGAUGAGCUGGACUGGAACACGGGCUUUGCAGAGGUCUGGCUCUAUGCGCUGCGUGCGGCGCGUUUGGCACUCCCGAAGGCUUCCGGCUCCUUGCGGCAAGCAGCCCGGGGCCUGCGCACGGCGCGGAGUGAGAGGCGGCUGCACCGGAGCUUUGCCGCGGCAGGCGAGGCUUUCGAUCACAUCGUCGGCGAGCUCCAGAGGCUUGCAAAUGAGACUCCAGUCGUGGAGCACCGCGAUUGCUCGCCAGCAAUGUCCGCUGUGAACCGAAGCAUCCACCUCUCGAAUGGCCUUGAGAUGCCCAUGCUGGGUCUGGGCACAACCAUGCUCAACGGUGAGAACGGAAAGGGUGCCAUCCUCGCAGCACUCAGAGAAGGGUACCGGCUGAUCGACACGGCGCAGGCCUACGGAAACGAGGCCGAAGUCGGCGAGGCCGUCCUGGAGUCCGGAUUGCCGCGCUCCGAGAUAUUCAUCGCGACGAAGCUGUCGGAAGAUCGGGACUGCAAGCGGGGCCGGGCAAGAGACAGGGUCCAAGCGCAGCUUCAGCUCCUGAAGACGAGCUACAUCGACCAGUACAUGCUCCAUGGGCCAUGCCCUGGCAUGCUUGGGGCCUGGAAGGAUCUAGAGGAGCUGUAUGACGCCGGUGUGCUGCGGUCCCUCGGCGUCUCCAACUUCGAUCUCGACGAACUGUCUCGCUUCGUCAAGAAGGUCCGCAUUGCGCCCCACCUGGUGCAGAACAAGUUCUCCAUCUACCACCGUGGCUGGGCUCCGGUGGAUCCGGCGCGAGACAUCGCCAGAGCUUUCCGCGAACAGGGCCGAGUCGUCAUGGGCUACUGCAACCUAGACGCGUAUCCACACCUCUUGCAGCCUCUCGAGGACACGUUUGUGCGGCGCAUUGCAACGCACUGCAGGAGAACUGUUGCCCAGGUUCUUCUGAGGCACGCCCUCCAACAUGGCACGGUAGUAAUCCCGAAGUCGGAGAGACCCGAGCGUCUCCGGGAGAAUGCCGACAUCUUCGACUUCGCACUCUCGCCGGAGGACAUGCGGAUCCUAGACGCCCUGCCGAUGCUGGCCCACCACGGGCGCGAGCCAGGAUACGUGGACGAUGUCUUUGGCUUGAGGAACAGGGACGAGCUUGCCGCGCCGGCAGACCUCUAG
This is a messenger RNA of Symbiodinium natans, 1317 nucleotides long. The record is from the annotation of a GenBank genome assembly. Lineage: Eukaryota; Dinophyceae; Suessiales; Symbiodiniaceae.